UCUCCGAAAAAGGGCAUCUACGUGAAAGGAUGCAUGGCAUCUCGGUGCAGAGGCUGCUAUUCUUUCUGUCCAUCUACUUGUUCGCCUUCCUCCGCUCUGGCACGGCAUUCAGAUCAUCACCAUCUGUGUACCAGAUCAUACGGCCCUGCACAUCGCCAGCAGGCUGUCGCCCCAGCAGAUCACAUGCUCUCAAGUUCGACAAAAGUAGUAGUAGUAGCAGCAGCAGCAGCGACAGGAAGGAGCCAACGCCGGAGGAGGAUAAUGAAGAAGAAACAGAAGAGGUGCGUGAUAGGCACAUGCAUGCUGAUAGACGGAUGCUACACAUCGUCACUGGAGGUGCUGUUUGUGGUAACGUGUCUGCAGGAGAAGCAGGCGGCCAUGAUGGAGAUGAUGGACCAGUCAGUCCAGAAGGCCAUCAUAGAGGCGCGCACAAGGCGCAUUGCCGGCGGUGUGGAGGACCGCGCCACACAGGUUCGUCGGGGCAGAAAGAGGCGCAAGGGCGAGGAGAUGCGUGUGGCACUCACACUCGACCGCAUUAGACGGCAGCAGGAGUACAGCAUGAGGGCAAUGGGGGUUGACACCGACACCGACAAACAGGGCUCGGAGAAACAGGCUGCCGAGACCAUUGCCGCGGCGAUGGAGGCAGCGCAGGAGGCCAUCUCGUUCGGCCAGUAUGCAACGGCCGUACGGCUGCUCAGGUAAUGGGGCAAGAUGCGUCGUGCCAUCCAUUUCUCUGCGGCCAAUACAAUCUGUCUGUCUGUGUGCUUGUGCUUGUGCAACAGGGAGAUCGAGCCCUUGAUAUCCUACGGCACGCAGGUAAAGGCAGCGACACAAACAGCAGAACGACAGACAGGACAUCGUUGUGUGGUGUGUUCAUCAGCUGGGAGGUGAGGCGUAUCUGGAGCUGGCGAUGGCGUACGAGAUGGACGGUCAGCGGGAGAGCGCCAAGAAGACCUACCGCACCCUCAUAAAGCUCAACGGCAGCAGGAACAUCAGGGGCGACGCCAAAACACUCCUCUUCCGGCUCGAGAGCGACGAGCGGCUGCGCAACGUGCAGCUGGACUGGGAGGACGUCGACCCUGAGGUGGCCAAAGCGCUGCGGCAGAAGUACGCCCUCAACAGAGACGACUUCGCCACUGGCCAGUCCAUCGCUGACCUGAUCGUGCCGCGCCGCCGCAGAGAGGAAUAUUCUACUUACGCGUAUCGAGAGGCUGAUGGGUGGUCGUCGGAAACACUCCCUGUGGCGAUUUGGGAACUGGAGAUCGCCCGGGAGAACCUUUUGGCCGCAGCCAAGCAGUCCAAUCCACUGGUGUUCGGGCCGCUGUUCGGCGCACAGCCCGUCUCGCCGACUGAGAUUGUCGAGGUGCAAGAAAGCCAGCACCCACCCCCCAUCGAUAUCUAUUUGUCUGUCGUGUCUGCCUCUCUGCAGGCCCUGCGAUGCGUCAAGCGUGUGUACAGGCGCGAACAGAUGGGCCUGCAGCAGACGGACUAUCUGCGAAUGGGCAGAUCACGCAGCGGACAGGCGGCGAAGGCGCCACCACCAGCAGUAUCAGCGGCAGCGAAGUUGAUUGAGUCGACGGACGAUGAGGGUGAUGGAAGUGAUGGCGGUGAAGACAUCAUGCGGGGUGGGAUGGGGCUGGGGCUGCCUGCGAGGGUGCUGAGCAUCGACGAGGAGAACAAAAUGAUGCAGAGACCUGAGGUGAAUGGACCCACCAGACAGACAGACAGACAGGAGCGGGUCGCACCCGUAUCUCUGGUGACCUACCUAUCUGUGUGUGCAGACGUUAUCUGAGAAGCUGUGCGGCGAGUUUAGGCUGGCCUACACCGCUUCAGGCCCCUCCGGCAUCCAUUUCACCUACCAGAGCGACCAAGACCUGGGUGCGGCGGGGCUCCCGGUCCUCUCACCCGCAGACCCCUCACAGACGCAGCAGCUGCAAGACCAGGCCAACAGGGUGCCGUCGCUGACACUCAGCGACGCCAGAGUGACCACACGGGCCAGACAGGGCGGCAGGCGGACACGUGUGGAGGUGCGGGCGGACUACAAGCUUCCCUUGGGUGUGGUGGGGUGUGCGGGGUUGGCUGGGGAGGGCGUCUAUGCCCCGUCGUCGGGACAUCUGCGGCUGACGUAUCGCAGGGCAUGGGUGGGUGAAUGAAUGAGGGGGUGGGUGAAUGAGUGGGGCGGUGAGGGAGCGGACAAUACAAUACGGUGUGCGUGUCUGUGCGGCUAACCGCACUCAUUGCAAUGCAUUGCAGGUCGAUUUCUUCAACACUGGCGCGAGGCUCUCUGUCCCAACAGCCGGCCUCGUCGGCAACACCAAGUAGGCGUGCAUCCAUCGCAUCCACUCACAUUCACCAGACAGACAGACGUGCAGUGCGUGUAACAAACAUGCCCCUGUCUGUAUCUGGGCGUGUGUGGCUGUGCCUGCCUGUCCGGUCCGUGUGCAUUUAUUUAAAUCAAUCAGGGGUCAGUUGCUGCUGCUCGAUGACCGUCUAAUGGUGACGUCGACAGCCGUGCCAACGAAGCGGUUCGCGCAGAGGUUCAAGGCGAUGCAGGUGAAGGGCUGCAGUGUGUGGUGCCGCCCCGUGGACGCGCCGCUGCCCAGCCAGACGGCCAUCCGCAUCGUACACACACGCGACUGGCUGUUCAGCAAGUAUGGGCAGGUGACUGAGGUGAGCAGUGGUGGUGGUAGUGGUGACAGUGGGGGCAGCCUACCGAUGGCGGCCAGCAAUACCCCUGACAGUGUGGCGGCCGUGGGCGCCUGAUGGGUGAGUGAGGGCGUGUGUGUUGGUUCGUUGGUUGGUCGGCUGGUUUGUUCCGGGUGUACAUAUACACAGCUCUGCUGCCUGAUGGCCGACGAUGGGGGUGUCUGCCUGUCACAGUGCCUUCCUGUCCUUCUCCCUCCCUCCCUGUCUCCCUAACUGCGUGUCUGUCUGCGUGUACGAUAGAGACAUGCCUAAGUGCUCUGUGUGGGUCGUGCAGUUUUGAUCGUUA
Messenger RNA from Vitrella brassicaformis, 2992 nucleotides. The record is from the annotation of a GenBank genome assembly. Lineage: Eukaryota; Vitrellaceae.